UCGUCCUCUCCGAGGCGAUUGCCGGAGCCUCUUGAAGUUGGGUUCAGAAGUGUAGAAUUGGCAAAGUUAUUGCCAGCUUCCUGCCACAGCAGCUUGUGAUUGGCCGAACGGGAUAUUCAGUUGCACGUCCCCACAUCAAUGCACUGCCAAUGGGAUUAUUUGAAAGACAAGAUUGACAGAUAACUGAAGGGUUAUAUCCUGUGUUGUGACCUCAUGGUUUAAGUGGGAAUAAAGAUGAGUAUAAGCAGUGAUGAGGUCAACUUCUUGGUAUAUAGAUACUUGCAAGAGUCAGGAUUUUCUCAUUCAGCAUUUACCUUUGGUAUAGAAAGCCAUAUAAGUCAGUCUAAUAUAAAUGGUGCACUUGUCCCACCUGCUGCAUUGAUCUCCAUCAUCCAGAAAGGUCUACAGUAUGUAGAGGCAGAAGUUAGUAUAAAUGAGGAUGGUACCUUGUUUGAUGGUCGGCCCAUAGAGUCUUUGUCCCUGAUAGAUGCCGUAAUGCCUGAUGUAGUACAAACAAGACAACAAGCUUACAGAGAUAAGCUCGCACAGCAACAGGCGGCAGCUGCUGCAGCUGCCGCAGCUGCAACCAACCAACAAGGACCUGCAAAAAAUGGAGAAAAUACAGCAAAUGGGGAAGAGAAUGGAGCACAUACUAUAGCAAAUAAUCAUACGGAUAUGAUGGAAGUAGAUGGGGAUGUUGAAAUCCCUCCUAAUAAAGCAGUUGUGUUACGGGGCCAUGAAUCUGAAGUUUUCAUCUGUGCCUGGAACCCUGUUAGUGAUCUUUUGGCAUCAGGGUCGGGAGACUCAACAGCGAGAAUAUGGAAUCUUAGCGAAAACAGCACUAGCGGUUCCACACAGUUAGUACUUAGACAUUGCAUACGAGAAGGAGGGCAAGAUGUUCCAAGUAACAAGGAUGUAACAUCUCUAGAUUGGAAUAGUGAAGGUACACUUCUAGCAACUGGUUCAUAUGAUGGAUUUGCCAGAAUAUGGACUAAAGAUGGUAAUCUUGCUAGUACCUUAGGGCAGCAUAAAGGCCCUAUAUUUGCAUUAAAAUGGAAUAAGAAAGGAAAUUUCAUCCUAAGUGCUGGAGUAGAUAAGACUACAAUUAUUUGGGAUGCACAUACCGGUGAAGCCAAGCAGCAGUUUCCUUUUCAUUCAGCACCAGCACUGGAUGUUGACUGGCAGAGCAACAACACCUUUGCUUCUUGUAGUACAGAUAUGUGCAUUCAUGUCUGCAAAUUAGGACAAGACAGACCUAUUAAAACAUUCCAGGGACAUACGAAUGAAGUAAAUGCUAUCAAAUGGGACCCAACUGGCAAUCUCCUGGCCUCCUGUUCUGAUGACAUGACUUUGAAGAUAUGGAGUAUGAAACAAGACAAUUGUGUCCAUGAUUUGCAAGCACAUAAUAAAGAAAUUUAUACUAUUAAGUGGAGUCCAACAGGACCAGGGACAAAUAAUCCAAAUGCCAACCUUAUGUUAGCAAGUGCAUCCUUUGAUUCUACUGUGAGGUUAUGGGAUGUAGACCGAGGGAUUUGUAUCCAUACUUUGACAAAACACCAAGAGCCUGUGUACAGUGUAGCGUUCAGUCCUGAUGGCAGGUAUCUGGCGAGUGGUUCUUUUGACAAAUGUGUGCACAUCUGGAACACACAGACAGGUGCUCUAGUUCACAGCUAUAGGGGAACAGGUGGAAUUUUUGAAGUUUGCUGGAAUGCAGCAGGAGACAAAGUUGGAGCCAGUGCAUCAGAUGGUUCAGUUUGUGUAUUAGACCUUCGGAAAUAGCGCUACUAGUUGGAAGCCAUGGACCGACUAUGAAUGUGUACAUAGCCAAAAUGACUGUCCCUGACCCAUGUACUGCUAUAGUCCCACUCGAACCAUGGCCAGUCCACUACAGCCAAAUCUAAAAGAAAUAUAUACAUACCAGUGUAUAUAAACAAAAUUGCACCCUGAAGAUGACAGAGUUUUGUCACAGCUUGUGAAUUCUGUUCACCAAGUGCUGGAAUCUAAUCUGCUGUGCCCCUAAAAUAGCAUUUAGAAGUUUUGGAUAUGAAAAACAGAAGAGAGAAAGAAAUAUACGUUAUAAAAGCAGACCAUACAUGUACCAGUUUUUGGAUACUAAUGACAGCCUUGUUUCUCCCCUUUGAAUCAGCAGACACCAUGGAUUAUAUUCUUUUUUCCCCUUCAGUAGUGAGCAGUUUGUAUGUACAGAGAAAAUGGACUUAUAAAAACUUACAGCAGUAGUUUGUUCUUGCUUUUAAAUUUUGUUUUGGUUUAGAUUAUGGAUGCAUGAAGUAAGGGAGUGAAUCAGUUUCUUUAUAUUUUUUUCACCUUUUAGACAACAAAAAAUUCUUAAAAAUACUUUUAUGCAUUCUUUUGAAGAGAUAGAUGUUUGGUACAUUUUAUGGCUCUCAGAGCAUAUAUUCAGUUGGUGCAUAUUGUGAAAGGGAAUUGGAAAUUAAAUGAAAACGUAUGACUUAGGUCAUGUCAAUCUGUAAGACACAUCAGUAAAAGGGUAUUAUGCUCUGGUUUUUUGUGGUUUUUGUUUUUUUUUUGUUUUUGGUGAUGUGGCUUAAAUACAAUAGCUUCUUUUUGGGGGGAAAUUUCUGCCAAUUAAAGACUAGAAGGGCACAAAAAUUUUUUUUAAAUACCGUAGAGAAGAUACAUUAAAAAAAAUCUUCUGAUGUUUUGUAGCCAUAACUAAAUUAUGGUUAAAAUGUGCACUAUUGUGAAAAGGAGCAAAGUAGUUUUGAAUUUUUUUGUUUGUUUGUUUUGCUUUGUUUUCUAAGAGAUUAAAAUGUUUCUGGAUAAGGAUUAGCUUCUCUAAGUGUCCAUCAUUCUGUAUAGAAGCUUAACUAUGUAAUGUAACCAAACUCCAGUAUUAAAAAAUCUCUCAUGUUAUUUUUCUUUAUACAAAGCAAGAUAACGGCAUAUAACACUGCCAUUACAUGGCAAAAUGUUUGCUACCUUAGUUUGAAAAACAAUCUUUAAAAUAAAAGACUUGCUUCAAGGUGUUUUUAAAUAGCAGUGAUUCUGAAUUUUUUCAAAAGUAUAAUUGCACUAACCUCCCUGCUGCUCGGAAUUUGCAUUUGUGGUACUUGUGACUACAUUUUUUUCAAAUAUAGAUAGAUUUAAGCUGCUAUUUUUUUUUCCAGUAAUCACUACUAUAUCAUGUCUUUUACUCUGUUUAUAUCAAGUAUUUUCUUAAAGAACUAGAUAUCAAAUCUCCUUGUGCUCAUGCAACUAAAGUAAAAUAUACAGAUAAAUGUUAGCAUGAGGCUAUGUGUAUGUAUAUUAACAGGGUUUGUCAUGAUUAAAAUGAUCCAGGAGUGUCAAGUUUGAAGAAAAUAGUUGUCAAAUUUAUUUCUUACAGAUUUUGAUUAAGCAAUUGCUUGUUUUUAAGCUUAGCAAAUUAAAAACACUAUUCUGUCACUAAUUACUUUGAGGCCUUUAUUACUAAAAUUUUAGCCUGUGUUCAAAGUUUAAGUAGAAGUCGAUUUAACCCAAGUAAUGCAGCUUUGAUUUGCAUUUGUUGUUUUGCUAUUUUUACAAAACAGCAUUGAUUGAAGCAAGUCUUGGUUUUACUAAGGUAGGGUAGCAUUUGCUAUUGGUAAGAGAAUAAAUACACUUAAUUUCACAAUACAUUGUUACAUGUACCCCAGUUGUUGUUAGUGGGGACUAUGAUACUGUAAUAAUAUUUUUUAAAAUUUACAUCCAGAGAGACAGUCAGUCAUGAUGGUUUUGUGCCAGCUGUUUUUAGGGUUUUGGAUCACAUUAGAGAUAUUUAGAAGUUAUUACCCUGUGACUUACGUAGGAAACCUAAUAUGCUGAGUAUCUGGCACUUGAAAUCCUGCUUUUCUUGCUAGAGGUCCACAUCUAUGGUUGACCUCUGUUGUUGUUUUAAAAAAAUAAAUAAAAAUUUAAAAAUCUGUGCAAUAAUUUUUAAAUGUGCUCCCAGGAAUAGACACAAAUGUUUUGAGUAUGUUUAAGCUGCAUUUUCCUUUAGUGAUGCAUUUGUCAAUUGCACUGAACUUAAAUCUGAAAGAGGUGAUUAUUGAUAGUACUUUUGUAUUUUGAUAUGGACAGUUUAUUCAUUUGCAUACAGUUAUUGACUUUUUUCCCCCAGCUCAUUAAAAGAUAGCAAGAAAUUCUGCAAUAUAGCUGCCAAAAAAGCUACAUUUUUAUGAUAUUGUCUUUUGUUUUUUAAAAAUUCUUUAGCUAUUGUAGUUUAGUAUAAUAGUCACAAUAGGACAUAUAAAAGAUUAUAAAUGCAGAGCUUUAUUAUCCUGAAGUCUUGGGUCUUUUUAAGUAUGAACUCUGAAAGGUAUCCAUUUUGUAGGCUUGGGUUCUUCAUGAAUUUACGAUUGUUUGUUUUUGCUGCUGUUCUCAACAUCACCAUUGCCUGCUGAUGUGCCACGAUGCUGCUCCAGUAGAAAAACAAGAUCGUCUCUUAAUUUGAACAGUAACAUGUUUGCAAGAGAUGAAGUUUCACAGCCUGUAAAGUUCUAUAUUUGGGGUUCUUACUCAUUUUUCCUAUUUUUUUUCCUAACAACUUACUCCUGAGGAUCAGUUGAACCCAGUAGUUUUUCUGUGGUGUUCAUUAUAGACCAUCGUUUUAUACACUACUAUAAGGAACUUACAAGGGAAAACAGGAAGGAAAAUGAAUGAAUACUCCUUGAUUAAAAUAGACUAAAGAGCAGCUGCCACUCUUAAAUGUCAUAUAGGAAUAUCUUUUUCUCCAUGUAGGAAAUUCUGUACUUAUAUUUGUUCCAAUCCCCUAUAAUGAAUCAGGUAAUAUCAUUGACUUUCAAGUGACUUUUAGAAGUGGAAACUAGUAAUUUCCUAAUAGGUCUUAGAGUGUAUUAAAUUCUGUUUUACUUAAUUAUUCUCUAGGUAAGUAUGUCUUAGGAUUAAACAUCUUUUACAGAUACUGAAAGUGCCUCCUUUUGUGGUGUAAAAAACAAAUUAUGGUGCAAAAAAGUAAUCACUAGAUUGAACUACAUGAAGGUUUUUUGCUUUUUGACAUAUAAAAAUGUCAAGAGAAAGGCCAAAGAUUUGUACUUUUCACUUAUAAAGCACUCCUUUUUCCUUAAACUUCUUUCUGUCAAAUUAGAUUUAAUGAGAGAGUACUAUUUUUAAGGAGCUAUCUGUUUAUGUAGAGUGAUUUUGUUAAGAGUAAUGUAAACUAUAAAUGAGUAGAGGCCUAAAGAGGACUGUGCAUUUUUGCUACUUAAAGGAAUCACAAAUGCUCAUACUUCAGCAAGCAAAAAUGACAAGUUUUACUAAGUAGAAAAGUAAAUCUCAAAUGCAGUGUUUACUCUUUUAAGACAAUUUUCAUUUUCUUAAACACAUUGUGCAUUUCUACAGAACCUGUGUUUAUUCUCACAUGCUAAGGAUGGUACUUGCAUAUGGUGAAUUACUGUUGACAGCUUCUGCAGAAAUCCUGUUUCAGUGGACCAACAUUGUGGCAUGGCAGCAAAUGCCGACAUUUUGGGGAAUAGCAGCAAACCCAGAAGAGACCCUGGUUGUCGUUUUUGUUUGCUUUGUUUUUUGUUUCUCCCUCUCCCCCUUCUCUGAAGCAGCAGGGAUGGAAGGAGAGUAGGGAAGUUAUGAAUUACUCCUUCCAGUAGUAGCUCUGAAGUGUCACAUUUAAUAUCGAGUUUUUAAAAACAUGAUUCUAGUUAAAUAUAGGAGUGGAAAAAGAGAAAGUGUUCACUUUUUUUUAAUACACUGAUUUAGAAAUUUGAUGUCUUACUUGGUAGCUCUGAGGUAUUGAUAGCAUUCUUUAUUUCUGCUUUCUGUUGACAGUGUUGAAGCAGGGUGAAUAACUAGGGCGUACUAUUUUUUUCCUAGUAAGCCAGCCAUUCAUAAUGUUUUCUUUGGAAUUUCUGGCUAAGUUCAAGAAAACAUUCUGCAUGUUAAAUCUAGUCUGAUGUACUUAUCCAUCUCAUUACAAACAAAAACAUGCAGACUACAUUUUGUAGAUCUGUAAUCCUCAAAUACAGAAAUAAUCUUCCUGACUUUGACAUUGUAGCUGUGUUUUCAUUUUGAUUUUCACAAAUCCUUUGGGUCUAAUUCUGUGAGCCUACCUAUAGCACUGGAUUAAAAUGUCUGCAUCAUUUCUUUAGUUAUCCAGUUAACUUUAAAACUGUUGUAAAAGUGUAAACCAGCCCAUGACAGUUUUUUGUACAUGUUAAAGAACUUUAUUGUUCAGUUUUCAUGAUUAUUGUGUAAGGAAGACUGAUAUAAGAUGUUCUAUGCUGUCCUGGACCAUGUUAAUUACACUUAUGAUGUAUUUUGGUUCCACAUCACAAUGAUUUGUCCCUAAUAACUCUUUUAUCCUUUCUAGACACAUUUUUCUUGUUGUUGUUGCGGUUUCCCUUUGCAUUGUAUUGCUUUGACAACUGUAAUUUGAAUCAGAUCUGAAAGAGGUCCAGAAUAAAAUAUAUUUUGAUAUUAUGUUGACUGUGUACAUAUAUAAAACCUUUGAUAUCUAUGUAGUUUGUAUAGACUAUUUACUAGUUAAGAGAGAGGGAUGGUAUUGUUUACAAUUUCUUGUUUACAUUUUAAUUUCUUUUAUUUCUCUAAUGUUCUGUAGAAUAAACCUUUUUGCUCUGAGUUAGUUCUCAUAUAACAUGUCUAUUCUCUCCCUUACUGCUGUUACCAAUUAUAAUAGUAACUGCCAUCAGAACCCAAAUCAUUGUUUUUCAUAAACAUUGUUUUCCAAGAUACAUGCUUUAAGCCCAUA
Fukomys damarensis (Damara mole-rat) is the source of this 6742-nucleotide messenger RNA. It is a transcript of the gene Tbl1xr1, whose product is annotated as TBL1X receptor 1. Gene Ontology annotation, biological process: regulation of transcription by RNA polymerase II. Bases 235 to 1779 code for a protein of 514 amino acids. The transcript has 17 exons. The record is from RefSeq and is a predicted model, not a curated record. Gene Ontology annotation, cellular component: histone deacetylase complex. Gene Ontology annotation, molecular function: protein binding; transcription corepressor activity. NCBI's taxonomy places the organism in Eukaryota, Metazoa, Chordata, Mammalia, Rodentia, Bathyergidae.